Molecule: messenger RNA, 2451 nt
Organism: Oryzias latipes (Japanese medaka)
Lineage: Eukaryota; Metazoa; Chordata; Actinopteri; Beloniformes; Adrianichthyidae
Gene: il13ra2
Product: interleukin 13 receptor, alpha 2
Biological process (GO): cytokine-mediated signaling pathway
Cellular component (GO): external side of plasma membrane
Molecular function (GO): protein binding; cytokine receptor activity
Source: RefSeq, a predicted model, not a curated record
AGCAUUUUACCUGGGAAGUAAACGGGAAACUCCAAAUCGGAAGCUGACUUCGGCUUCCUAUAAAGUCCUCCUACGACAAGCCUGCCGCAUAAUUUCCCCUGAACCUCGAGCAGAAGGAAGGAACACGCUUCUCUCAUUCUUAUUUCGCCUUUUAUUUGACCCAGCCUCGAUUAACGCACAAGACUGAUGAUGGCGACUAAAUGUUGGCUGCUUGACCCUCCUGUACUGCUGCUGCUCAUAAUCUGGAAUGAAAGCAUGCAAUGCAAUGGAUUCACAGUUAACCCCCCUGAGAGCAUCUCUGUGACAGACCCUGGUCAUCUUGGACAGCUAGAGAUUACCUGGGACCCUCCAAAAGGCUUAACUGACAUGGCAGAGUGCUCAGUGACCUAUCAUCUGGAGUACUUCAACACCUACAAGAACAGAUGGAGUGCUGUAAGAACCAGUAGGAGAACCUACACCACUCAGUUUGAUCUAAUGAAGAAUGUAGAAGUAAGGGUGUACACCUUGCUGGAUGGGCCGUGCACCAACAACACCGUGAUUAAAAGUAAAAACUACACCGAACUGAUUCAGAAUCCUCCUAACACCGGUGUUACUGGUACCGAAAUCCAGGAUUUUACCUGUGUCUUCCAUAACAUGGAAUACGUGGAGUGCGAGUGGAGAAGAGGUCCAAAGACGCCCGCCAACUCAAAGCAGAAUCUCUAUUACUGGUAUAAAUCUUUGGAACUGGCAAAGGAAUGCCCAAACUAUGUUUUUUUAGAUGGAGUCAGGAUUGGAUGCAACUUCUCAAAGAAAUCACUUCCAAACUUCAUGGAUGUCAUUUUUUGUGUAAACGGCUCCUCGCCUGAAGGACCAUUGAAGACAACUUUUACUUCCUUAAAGAUCCAAAAUCAAGUGAAGCCUGCAGCAACAGAGAAGCUUUAUCUGCAGGCUGGUGGUGAUAAGCUGGAGCUGCAAUGGGAGAACCCUGCAGGGUCAGUACCUGGGCAGUGCCUGGAGUGGCAAGUGGAGCAUAAUCAAGAAGGUCCCAAUGGCAAAAUAUCAAAGGAUGAGACUCUGGUAGAAGACACCAGUCUGGCCUUCCCGUUGAGUACAACUGUUAAGAAAAACUGCUUCAGAGUUCGAUCCAAAAUGAGCAAGUACUGUGUGGAUAAAGGCUUCUGGAGUGACUGGAGUCAUCAAGUGUGCCAUCCAGAGAAAACCGAAGUUCCCCCUGAGCCGUACAGGGUUCCUGUGUACUUGUGCGCUGCUGCUGCCAUGAUCGCCAUGUUGAUGCUGCCUCUGUGUGUGUGGGCAAUGAUCAAAAUGAGAAACUCAAAACAAGAGAAGAAGCUGGACUCCGUGCUGACCAAUCUUUUCACCAAGAGCUCUACGCGUGUUAUCCCAGAUGUCUAAUGUGAGAACAUCUGCCAAAUCUAAGAACACCUGCUGCACUGCUUGGUUUUCAAGUUUUAGCUAUAACAUGUACUAAGAUGUUACUACUCAAAAAUGCCAGGAGUUUCUUUUUUUUUUUUACAUAAUAUUACAGAAAUGCUUGAAUUUACAAACUUUUGUAUGGUUUGUGUGAACCACUUUUGGAGGACACUCCACAGUCACAGUCUUGCCAUUUGACUCCGAAGUUGGUUUUCACCUGUUGUACUCAUUUUACAGUCAGUUAUCCAUUGAAAACUUUUGUACUGAUGUUUCACAAAUUGCAACACAGCUUGCCAAUUUUUUGUUCUUUUUAUUUUAUAGAACUAUAAUACUUUACACUACCUAUAUAUUCCAUAUUUUUAUAAUAAUUUUAUACAUCAUGCUUUUGUAGUUGUUUACUUUGUUGCCUCAACUCUUGCCAGUUAUAGAUCACCAAAUACACUCAUAUUUUUUUUCAUCUAAAAGUUGAAGUGUUUUAUGAAUGGUGGAAGAAUCUGUGUUUUGUCAAAUGUCAUUAUUGCACUUUUAAGUGCAACUAAAAUGUUUAAGUAUUUGUGGAUGCAGAGGUAGAUUUAAGCCGAAAUGGUUACAAGCUGCAAAUCAGACGGGUGUACCAGUGUUUUCAGGCCAAAACCUCGUCUUUUAUUGUUGUUUUUUUAAGUCUAAACAAGCUGCAAAAACGGUUUCUAUAACUUAAACUGUAACUUUGACUACUUUGCAAUACAAGCUAAAAUGCCUCAGCUAAUAACAAUGUUUUUUAAUAUACUUUCUUUUUGGAAUUUGUAGCUAUUACUUGGACAUAAUAGCUUCACUGUUUCGAUGGAUGUAAAUUUCCAUUUUGAGCUUACCUUUAUCAGUUUUUAAGCUUUUAUAUUUGUAGUUAUUUUUUUUCCAUUAUACUAGAGAGAUACAAAGAAAAAAACAAAUUUGCUGACGGAUGGUGGUGUGUUUUUUUUACAGUAUUUAAAUAUGACAUAUAUUCACUUGUUGUGAAAUUUUGUUACCAUCUACUAACCACAAUUAAAGUGACUGAAAUUCAUC